UAAUUACUCGACCUCAAAAUCAUAAUUUACAUCAAACAUAUAAUUUUGUCAACGAAAGUUCAAAGUACAAUUGAUAACUUCUAAUAUUAAGAACAAGUAAGUGAGGGGAUUUUCGAUGACAUAUUUAAUAAUAUUUAUUUGCAUUUUUUUUUCAUAAAUUUACACUAACAUUAAAAGUUAAUAAACAAUUCUAAAAAUCGACCGGCUCUGCGUAUCGCAAAACCUCCUUCAAUCUGAACUCCCACUUCUAUCAGUUCUGAAGAAACGUUUCGAAAUUGUUAUUAUUUUUCGUUAUACGAUAGCAGUACCAGUUUCGAAGUCACACGAGAAAUAAAUCGAUCCGACAGUUUUUCUUGUAUAAUACAAAAUGUGGCAGUACAAAGUGGCCACAGGGGCCUGCGUUUUCGUGGCGAUUUUCAUUGCCGGGCAAACGGCUCAAUUGCACGGCCCCCAAACACACGGCUUCAACAACUCCAGAAGGGGCAUUUGCAGCUUAGAAGUACCUACAAUCGACCUAAUCCCGCCGGAAGAGCGCCAGCACUCCAUUCCACGCGGAAACGGCUCGAGAGUAGGAUACAGCAAAAUCGAAAUUUGCUGCAACGGCUACGAACGCGUCCCCCACAGUCACCUCGUAUGCCAUCCCGUUUGCGAUGAUUGCCACAAUGGUAACUGCACGGCGCCGGGCCGAUGCGAGUGCAAAAGGGGCUACGUGCACGACAGCUACCACAAGGACUGCAUCCCGACGUGCCCGCACGGCUGCCUGAACGGCGUGUGCACGGUAAUGGGAACGUGCUCGUGCAACGCCGGCAACACUCUCAGUCCGGACGGUCGCUAUUGCACGCCCCAUUGCACGGGGGGCUGCGGCGUCGGCGGCUCUUGCACCGGUCCGGAAGUGUGCUCCUGCCAACCGGGCUUUUCUUUGGACAAAAAGACCAACAAAUGCGGCUACCACUGCGAGGGCGGCUGCGGCGAAGGUACGUGCAUCGGCCCCAAUCAAUGCUCCUGCAAACCGGGCUACAGGCUCCAAGGGCACACUUGCGUCCCGGAUUGUCCCAAGGGAUGCGCUAACGGGGAAUGUGUCGGACCGAACAGGUGUUCCUGCAAACCUGGAUGGACAAUAGACGGCAGCGGGUCAAUUUGCACCCCUCAUUGCAGGCAAAUGUGCCUAAACGGCGAUUGCGUGGCGCCCGAUCAAUGCGCUUGUAAGAAAGGAUACGCCCCGGCGCCCGGCGCUCGCAACAGCGAAACCUGCGUGGCCCAUUGCCCCACCGGUUGCCCCAACGGCAACUGCGCGGCCCCUAACUUCUGCAUCUGCAACCCUGGCUUCAUCAAGGAGUCCAAAGGCAGCAACAAUUGCGUCCGUAGAGUGAGAAGGGCCGUGCGCUUGGACCUGAUCCCGGAAGCCGUCCUUCUGGGACAUUGAUUUUACAUUUUUUUUAACCUAACGAUUCAAUAAACGCAAGCUCGUUGUAACGCGGCUUUUAAUCGACUGAAAUAUAAUGAAGGAAUGUCGUAUGCACAUCGUCUUUAUUUACCGAAACCUAAGUGCAUUAAUUUCCUGAACGCAGCCGGACCGUUCCAGUGGCCGUUUAGCAUCAGUUUCCAGUAUAAAGCCGGUAGUAGGGUUCUCUUUAGAUGGUACAUGGACCGCAUUUCCUUCGCUUGGUUGAAAGGGAACGUUUCCAGCGGUUGAAAAUCGUAAUCGAACUCGGCUAGUAUACAUUUAUCUCCGGUAACCAAAGGACACGAUGCGUAACCGUCGUACACGAGACGCGGGGAAUCCCCUUUCAUCACUGCGUUCAUAUUUUCAAACACCACUUUAGUUUG
This is a messenger RNA of Phyllotreta striolata, 1827 nucleotides long. The record is from the annotation of a GenBank genome assembly. NCBI's taxonomy places the organism in Eukaryota, Metazoa, Arthropoda, Insecta, Coleoptera, Chrysomelidae.